Labeo rohita (rohu) is the source of this 7387-nucleotide messenger RNA. RefSeq names its product sema domain, transmembrane domain (TM), and cytoplasmic domain, (semaphorin) 6Ba (gene sema6ba). The coding region runs from base 938 to 3556 and encodes 872 amino acids. Gene Ontology annotation, molecular function: semaphorin receptor binding; chemorepellent activity. The transcript has 18 exons. Gene Ontology annotation, biological process: negative chemotaxis; semaphorin-plexin signaling pathway; neural crest cell migration. The record is from RefSeq and is a predicted model, not a curated record. NCBI's taxonomy places the organism in Eukaryota, Metazoa, Chordata, Actinopteri, Cypriniformes, Cyprinidae.
AGAGAGAAAGAGAGAGAGAGAUCCAUCCCCCCUCUUGGAUGGUUAGGUGCCUCAGUCUGAAGCCCGCGGAUGAAGCUGGUGUUUACGCAGCGCUCUCACCGUCUCACCGGUGGAUGUAAAUAUCAGUUUAUAGACAGCAGAACGCACAGUCUGAUUCAUGUGCAUCGCCAAAGGAACCACUGGAGAGUCGCUCCGCUCCAGACUGCAGGGGGAUGCAUGGCGUUAUUAACCAUCCCCGAAAUCAUUCAAGGAUCCUCAGACAUUGAUAUCUUCAUAUGCACGUGAACCAUCUGCAUCUGAAAGGCUUUCAGCGGGCGGACACACACACUGCGCUGUGCGUCUUAACGCAGGACUGCUCUUUUGGACCCGUGCCACGGUUGUCUGUCUCCGUCCGAUCACCCAACCACACCUACCCGUUAUAUCCUCGCCGAAUUACAGCAUUGGCGCCCGCACACCGGAUCCCGACAGAUCCCGUCGCGAAAGGGACAUUGUGUCUGCGUGAGCGGGUAGAAGAACGCGGAUCCACUGCGCUAUAAACGCCCGGUGCGCACCGGACCCGCUCAAAGACGCCCGUGUCGGACCGAUAUGUCAGCCCGGUGCCUGUGAUCGCUUGGGAGGAAAGGCAGGUGAAAUUAUCAGCUUUGUCCCGCAUCCUGCGCCAAGAAGGAACGCAUCACCUUGAGGAUUUAAACGCACCGACAUCCAACUUACUAGAGAUAAAGAAGGUGAGAGGAGGAGAGAAUACAAUGAGAUACUCCGAGAAGGCUACAGAUACUGAGCUCUCCUGCCCCCCGACAGCGAUCCCAUUCCAGCAGCCGUGAAAAGAGCGUCCAGACCCAGCUACACACUCGCCAUACCAAGCAGUUCUGUCCUGCGAAACCGCCCCGGGAGAGGAGGAGAGCUGGAGAGAGGUGAAGGGCUCUGGUGUGUCGCUGCCAUGGCGACCCUGACCCCCUGCUUCUUACGGAUCUUUGCUGUUCUCCAAUUGGCCGCCUGCUCGUUUCCAGAGGAACCUGGCCCUUUAAUCUCCGCCCCUGCUGAGGUGGUGAGGCGAUAUCCGGUGUUUGUGGGACGAGCGCAUCGCUCUUACACCCGUCAGGAGCCGCUGUAUAUUCAGACUGUCCUGAAAGUCAACCGUACACUCUAUAUCGGAGCCAGAGAUGACCUUUAUCGAGUGGAACUGGACCAUGUAUCUGGAGAUGAAAUGUUCUACAGCAAGAAAAGGACAUGGGAAUCCAAUAAGAAUGACAUCCGCAUCUGUCGAAUGAAGGGCAAACACGAGGAGGAGUGUCGUAAUUAUAUUAAGGUGCUGUUGAGCCAUGAUGGAGGGCUGUUUGUGUGUGGUACAAACGCUUUCAACCCGCUGUGUGCCAAUUACACGAGAGACACUCUGGAAUUGGUCGGCGAGCCCAUCAGUGGAAUGGCCCGAUGUCCUUACGACCCCAAACACGCUAAUGUGGCUCUGUUUGCAGAAGGCAGCUUGUUUACGGGGACAGUGACUGACUUCCUGGCCAUCGAUGCUGUCAUUUACCGCAGUUUGGGAGAGAGUCCGGCUCUGCGCACAAUCAAGCAUGAUUCCAAAUGGUUCAGAGAGCCUUAUUUUGUGAGCGCUGUCGAAUGGGGGCCUCAUAUCUACUUCUUCUUCAGGGAGAUGGCCAUGGAGUUUAACUACCUGGAGAAGGUGAUGGUGUCUCGCGUGGCACGUGUGUGUAAAGGUGAUUUGGGCGGCUCUCAGCGGGUGUUGGAGCGCCAGUGGACGUCGUUUCUGAAAGCGCGUCUGAACUGCUCAAUCCCGGGAGACUCGCACUUCUACUUCAACCUGCUGCAGUCCACCAGCCCCAUCAUACGCAUGCAGGGCAGGGACGUCAUCCUGGGGGUCUUCUCAACACCCUCCAACAGCAUCCCCGGCUCGGCGGUGUGUGCGUUUGACAUGCAGCAGCUGGCACGUGUGUUUGAGGGCAGAUUCAAGGAGCAGAAAUCACCAGAAUCCAUAUGGACACCUGUACCUGAUGAACUAGUACCUAAACCCAGGCCUGGAGGUUGUGCUGUCCAGGGAUCGAGAUUCAGCUCCUCCAACACCCUUCCCGAUGAAGUGCUGAAUUUCAUCAAAACUCAUCCUCUGAUGGACGAAGCAGUUCCUUUGCUUGGACACAGACCCUGGAUAGUCAAGACUAUGGUCCGGUACCAGUUGAACACUAUGGUGGUGGACACUGAGGCAGGCCCACACCGCAAUCGGACCGUGGUCUUCCUCGGAUCCACCAGGGGAACCGUCCUCAAGUUCCUCAUCACACCCAGCCCGGAGAACCCGUACUCCAACACCAAUACCUUUCUGGAAGAGCUGGAGGGCUACAACCCAGAAAGGUGCGGCGAUGACUCUGUGCAGGCGAGGCAGCCUCUUUCUCUCACCCUGGACAAACCCAGUCACACACUCCUGCUGGCCUUCCACUCCUGCGUGGUGAGAGUGCCUGUCGCACGCUGCCAACUGCACUCCAGAUGCAUGAAAAACUGCAUUGCGUCCAGAGAUCCAUACUGCGGCUGGACCAGAGGAAGCACCUGCUCACUCCUCAGGCCAGGCACCAGAUUACCUUUCGUGCAGGACGUUGAAUAUGGAAACACCUCACAUCUCGGAGACUGCGACGGUUUGCUACGUGAGAGUUUUAUGGAUGAGCCUGAAAGUCUUGUUACGUUGAAUCUGUUGGUGGUCGCAGCAGUCUCCGCUUUCUCCACUGGGGCAGCGCUCUCAGGCCUGGCAGUGUGCUGGAUCAUGGGCCAAAAACAUCGUCACCGUUCGCACAGCAACACUCCUUCAACCACUAGUCAGCGGAAGAGCGAGAAGGAACGUUGCAUGAUGGGACAAAGCAGGAGCGGCUCCGUGAUGAGCGUAUCCCGGCACAGCGGCACAGACCGGCCACGCUCGCAGGGAGAAACGCUCUUCGUCAUGCCCAAUGGUUGGGUUAAAGCAGGCGACUUGGAUCCAGGUCUACUCCCCACGCCCGAGCAAACUCCCCUGCAGCAGAAACGCGGGCUACGCCUGUCUGAUUCUGGAUCCAGUUGGGACCAAAGCCAGACCUUCUUGAGCUCAGUGGGUACCCAGUGUCCACCUCCACCGUCCACCUUGUUUCUCAGCUCUAAACUUCUGCAAGGAACUGGCCGACGCCAUGAGGAAGCCAUCGAGACCGGCAUUGACCGCCAACGCUACGUCUCUCUCUCCAAGUACCGGGAUCAGGGAAUACGCCCAGGCACGCUUCUUCGCAAGUCGGCAGGCGAAUACAACUACCCUAUGACUCCUCAAGACUCCCCUGAUCGGCGGAGAGUGGUGUCAGCACCCAGCACCCAGAUAGAGUACAGCGGGGAGCCUCUUCGCUGGACCCACGAAGGCUACAUCUUCAGCAGUCACGGAAUACCUCCAACGGGCCACCACUACACCCCGGCCUCGCAGCAUCCUGCAGGACUGACCCGCUCCGUGCUCCACGGGUCCCGGGGGCUCAUUGACCUGGCGGACUUCAGCCACCUGCUCGGGAAGGGAGGGAGCGAUCGGACACCGACAGGCCAGUGAAAAGCGAAGAACAAGGAUGCGAACAAGAAUGCGAGGAGAUUGUAGAAACGUGAGCGGUUGAAACCUCAUGUGGACUGCGGAGCGCAACCUGGCCAGCCAUAAGAGCUCUCUCUCUCUGUCUUUUUUACUACUCUCAACGGCUUGUCAUCCUUUUCCUCAUUUGUCUGGAACUGCUUGAAUGAGGAUGAGCCAAAUGGACCUCACUGACUACGAGAAAAGCAGCCAUUCCAGCUGGAAACACCUCUUUCUUCUUUCUAUUUAUCACUCACAAUCACACAGAUGUGUAGACAGAGAUGCUUUGUCCCUUGCUGACUAUGAGUGCAACUCACCAAACUGUAGCCAUCUUGAAGACUAUCUAUUGCUGAAUCUGUUCAGACCUAGACUCUCUUUAGCAGGUUACCCUUUCAGCAGAUUUGUACGUUUGAUAUAACAACUGCAUUUCAUUUGGGAAUUGGGACAGUUGUUCACUUCAAAUACGAGCAAGAACCCAACAGUUCCUUGGAGUAAUGACUCAGUGGUCAACGGUGGUUGUUGUUUCUGGCCGAUACCAAACUCAAAACAAAAUGCUGUGAUUACUGGCGUACAGGACACCCCAUUUACAGCAGUGUAAUUGCUGUAGGAGCUUAUUUGCAGAGAUCAACUGGUGGAAGGGAAAGAUUUGGAAUGAAACUUCAUUCUAGAACAUUUACUACGGAAUUGCUUCUCUCUCUUUUUUUUUUUACAUCAGAGUGAUUACUGAUUGUUUUAGAAGAAUUCUAACUUCUUGUAGCCCAUCAAAUUUAUAUUUUCUUCACAACGCUCAUAGAAGUGUUGUAGUACUCGGGUCUGGACAAGAUCAGACUUAGUUUCAAGUCCAAGUGCAUAUUUUUUUUUGGCUAUUUGAGACCAGCUUGUUCAAGUCCGAGUCCAAAUACUCUAUUAAUUACAGACAAGACUCAAGUAGUACAACACUGGUUUACGGAACAAUGAAUUUAACCUAUUUUAGCAUAUUAAAUGGGAAAAAGGAGAACCAAAUUACAAAGGCAGCCAUAGUACCCAAAAUAACAACACUGUCUGUUUCCAUCAGCAACACUUUUUCCAUUCUAAACGCUUGUGUGUGGCAUCACUACAGGUGGGCGGGGCCCCGUCUCACUGUUCACUUUGCAAGACACUUUGCAGUAUGCCAUUUUCUCUGAUGCAUCGCUUUGACCAAAAUGUACGAAUAGAAAAUGCAAGAUUUUUCCGUUGUAUGCUUGGAAAUCUUUUGUGUUUUUGACUUUGUGUUUGUGUCGAGCGAGCUGAGGCCUUUACCUCAGUAUUACCUCAGCCUUGAAUUCAGACUUUACAAGAGAGAGACAGAGAGAGAGAGAAAACUUUGGUCGGAUGAGUUUCAUGGCCUCAACCACAUGAAUUUCUGUGUUCUGUGUAGCUCUGUGAGUUUUAUCAGAGAAACGAAGCUCUCUGAGAACUUCUGAACACGCUGGAUUCCGAGUCUUUUUUGUCUUUUCGUUUCAUUUCUUUCUUUUUUGUACAGUGAAUUUUUUACACAGUAUGUAAAAUGUAACAUGGAACAGAGAACUGGUAAAUACACCUGCUGUUUUCUAAAAGACACAAUUAGAGACAGAGAAAGACUCUGUCUUGAGGACCUUUGGACUCUUCUUCUCGAAGAUGCCGUUUAACCGUUUCUCCUGGACUCUGAAGGAGGGCAAACGAGAAUGGAAACCCAGGAGGAAUCACAAUGCGAGAACUAAAAGGACUACAGAAUUGAGACAUCAUGUGACUUGAAGCCAGUUAUGUUAUUGGUUGCGUGUUUGUCUGUGAAGUAACCAAUCACUUUGCUUGUCAUGUCCAUCAUAAUACAUUUUGCCUCCUUAUUUGCAUUGGUUUUUAGACUUGGACAUGCUUUUGAAAGUUUUUCAUCAUCAAGGGAUCAUGGAUUGCAUGUUUCCAGUCAUGUAAACUGUCAAAGUGAAAACCCUGUGUCCUUAAGUCAUUGUGACCUUAUAUCAGAAAACUACUAGAGUAUUAUAACCAAAUGUACACAGAAACACUCUCUGGCUCUGUUCCAAACCCUAGCCAGGAAAUUCUAAAGCAGUUUCAUUCAAGAUGUGAGAUAGAGUUUACAUUUAUGCAUUUGGCAGAUACUUUUAUCCAAAGCGACUUGCAUUGCAAUUAAGGUAUAUCAAUUCAUCCAUUCCCUGGGAAUCGAACCCCUGUGAAUUUUAAACAGUAAUAUUAUGAAUAAACAAUUAACUUAACAGCUUGCAACAGUUAGAAAGGUAACUGAGUUCAGUCUUUUUUAAAAUUAAGUAAUGAAAAAUGUACUGUUUUUGAUCUUAUUAAAGUUAGCGAAGUAACAUGCUAUCAUCAGACUAGUGAAAUUAACUUAAAGGCGAAGUCCAGUUCCAGAACAAAAAUUGACAGAUAAUGUACUCACCCCUUGUCAUCCAAGAUGUUCAUGUCUUUCAUUCUUCAGCCGUAAAGAAAUUAUGCUUUUUGAGGAGAACAUUUCUGGAUUUUUCUCCAUAUAAUGGACUGAUAUGGUGCCCCGAUUUUGAACUUCCAAAAUGCAGUUUAAAUGCGGCUUCAAGCGAUCCCAAAUGCAGAUUCUGUACAUACAAAUAAAAACGAAUGAGAAGCAGAGCCUACUUUUUUCCAUUGCGGCUGAGAGGAGAACAUCACUUGAGCUCUAUGUCUUCUUUCCUAUUGGCUGUCGCUCCCGAAAGUCGCUUUUCAUUUGCAUAUAGCUGAACUUUGUCGCAUCACUGAAUGGCCCAUCCAGUCGCUGUAGCUUGAUGUCGCUCUUGUCGCUGGAAAUCACCAUCUCUCCAUUGAAAUGAAUGGGACUGUGUCGCUUUGUUGCUGUCUGUCGCUUGUGGUGUGAACGGGGAUUCACGGUAUGUCGAAAAAUUCCCAUCUCAUGUUCUCCCUCAACUUCAAAAUCGUCUUAUAUCGCUGUUUUACCUUUUUUUGUUGAGGGUGUUUGAUCUUCUUUGAAUGUUCACUUUGCAAAGACUGGGUCGGUACUUCUGCAGCGAUGUAGGAUGAUUUUGAAAUGAUUUUUGAAGUUGAGGGAGAAAAUACGAUUGGAGUUUUUCGACAUACCCUAACCGUCUUGAGUCAGAAUACACAGAGUUCAGGGAGAGCAAGACAAGACGAGCAUUUGAGAUUAAGAAGUAAUUAAAUUGUAUUUUUUUUAAUGAAAAUAACCAAUCGUUUCGAUAGAUAAGACCCUUUUUUUUCACAGCUGGGAUCCUUUACAACCUUUUUGUUCUGGAAGUGAACUUCUCUUUUAAUUUUAAUGAGUCUCCUUAGGUACUGUUGCUGUCCAAAAAGUCUCAACUUCAGCUGCCUCUCUAGGCUUCGGAAAAUACCCUCUUUCUCACCAGCUUCCUCUUUCCGCAUGACCCGCACUCAACUGUCCAUCUCCGCAUAGCCUAGCUUUGUUAUUAAACGUCUAAUAGCAUCAGUCUGUGAGAUAUUGAAAGCAGAUGUCUGAUUAGAUGACUUGCCACACACACUUGAGUACACAGGAAUGCACUUAAUAAUGGUUCUCAUGCACCUGCAAGAUGCCUCUUAUUAAAAGCACGUGCUACUCGCAUCACAUAAGCAUAGUCCUCUAUCCUAGAGAACACGUAUACGCCAUUGCCGAUGCUCUCAGAAAACACACACGCUCCUGCAGUUGUGGGCUACGGUCGGUUGAACAUUGAUUAGCUCAUAAAUCCAGCUGAAAGGAGAGUCAUGCUUGAUUGCGCUGUGUGUGUGUGCGUCACUGUGUUUAUGUGUUUAAAUUACUGUGUGUAUGUAUUUCAUUCUCCUCUCUUCAGCAUUGAAGAUACACCAGGCAGGAAA